Molecule: messenger RNA, 756 nt
Organism: Trichomonas vaginalis G3
Lineage: Eukaryota; Parabasalia; Trichomonadida; Trichomonadidae
Product: phage tail repeat-like family
Exons: 1
Coding region: 1-756 (251 amino acids)
Source: RefSeq, a predicted model, not a curated record
AUGGCAGAUAUGACAUUGCCUGACCCAGCUCCAGCACCAUAUUAUUAUGACUAUGGAGAUGACGACAGAACACCACAUGUAGAUGAACAAAAGCUAACAUUAUAUUUAGAUUAUUAUAGAUAUAAAAGAUAUAAUGCAAUAGAAAAAACGAGAAUAGUAUAUUAUUAUACAGAUGACAGAAAUAAAUAUUAUAGUCAAGAUUUUACCUACCCUGAAAACAUAAGAUUAUAUUAUAAAAAAUAUUCUGACACAAACCAGAAGAAACCUGAAAUAGUUGCACUAUAUUUUAAGUUCAAAAGAGACAAUCCUAUAAUAUCUCAUAUGUUUGAUUUAAUGAACCCAGUAGGUUCUAUUUAUACAUCUAUGGAUGCAAGAGGUCCUCAAGUAAUGUUUGGUGUUGGUGCAUGGGAACAAAUAGUCGACAGGUUUUUGUAUUAUGCAAACUCUUCAAAGGAAACAGGUGGAAGUAAAACGAUUUCAGGUGAAAAUUUACCUGCACACAGUCAUUACAUAGAUUUAAGUACAUCUCAAGCAGGUUGGCAUAAGCAUAGAUAUUGGGAUUGGUCAGGAAUGACAAAAGGUAAAGGAUAUGAUGUUAAAGACGACGUUAAGUUUGCUAUAAAUUGUUACUGGGAUGACACGCAGGGAGAAGGAAACCAUACACAUUUCAUUUCAGGAUAUACACAAACAACGGGACAAAGUAAAGAAUACAUGCCACCUUACAUGACAGUUUACGCAUGGUAUAGAAUUGCUUAG